This is a messenger RNA of Acanthaster planci (crown-of-thorns starfish), 4213 nucleotides long. It is a transcript of the gene ncdn, whose product is annotated as neurochondrin. Gene Ontology annotation, cellular component: dendrite. The record is from RefSeq and is a predicted model, not a curated record. Lineage: Eukaryota; Metazoa; Echinodermata; Asteroidea; Valvatida; Acanthasteridae. Gene Ontology annotation, biological process: neuron projection development; regulation of neuronal synaptic plasticity.
AAUUUAGACUGGUGCUAGACGUGUAAUAAACGCAUCCAAAUAGCAAUGGAUAUGUCAAGGCCUAUCAUCAGUGAGCCAUGGAUUGCUAUCGCUUUUCAUCAGCGAUGAUAUUCUUGCUCUUUGCGGCUUUCUUUGCGUGGAUUGUGAUCACUUAUCUCAACAGACGACUGUUCGGAGCUCUGAACGAUCUCAUGGAAAAGACUGACUUUUAAGAUGGACCCACAAGCUGACAUGGACAGUGUGGAAGUGGAUUCUGGUGGGGCUAGCACAGCCAGCCCCACCCAACCGAUGGCAGAGAAGGUGGACACUUGCCUCCAGGCACUGGAGAGGGCUAGCUCUGACAAUGAGGUCUUUGCUGCCCUCCUGUUGGUGGCCAACGUCGUUCAAGCAGAGACGACGGAUGCUGCAACCAGAAAGAGAAUUUUUGAUGCAGUAGGGUUCCAGUUCAUCAACAGACUUCUCAAAGCAGCUGCUAAGCCGGAAAAAAAGGAAAGCGGCACGUACCGCAGUCUGGCCGUCACUCUACUGGGUUGCUUUAGUACGUCGCCAGAGUUAGCCGGUCACUCACAGAUGGUCAGCAAGAUACCGGUGCUGAUUGAAGUCAUCCAGGGCGCCAGGGCAUCGCUUCAGGAUGAAGAGAAGCAGACAGUCGACGAUGCCUAUCAGAUACUGGUUACCAUGGCGAUGGAGGAGUCACCAAGGAAGGCCCUGUGUUGUCCGGAGGUCAUCUCUGUCUUGUGUGGGACAAUGGAGGGCAGGUUUUAUGGCUGCGAUAGAGCCGAAGAGCUUUUAUUGUUGUUACUUCACCACUGUGGCCAACACGUUUGGAGACUCAACAAACCACAAAUAGAUUCGUUGGUCCACAAAUUAGCCAGCCAGUUCAAAGAGUGCCAGGAUGAGUCAAAGUUCCAAGUGUGCGAAGUUCUGGCGCGACUACUUUUUGCAUGCAGUUCAGUCCCUAUGGAGCAAUCAGAAUGGAGCCAGCUGGUUUUCAAAGGCGUCAGUGAUAUUUUAAUGAGCAAAGUUGCCGAGAAGCAGCGGGACCCGGCGCUGCGGCUGGCAUCGCUCAUGGUCGGCCACUUCGGUAUGAGCUGGGCCCUGGGCCCCGGUCACGCGGACAAGAAAUUCCUGCUGCUGCUGAUCCACAUGGCCUGCGUGGAGACCAGGAUGGCCCUGGAAAGCCCCGACCACCAAUAUACAUCUUCCAAGGAGUCAGUGCUGGUGUCUUGCUUCAGUCUCUUGGAGCAGUGCAUUGAGUACUUGACCUGUGGCCCCACGCUGGACCUCGAUGACAGACAGGUAGUGCAGCUGCACACCGCCAUGACGGGUGCAUUCGGCGCCGUUAUGCACUACUUACAGGGAGCACAGUUUGACAAGUCCUGGCCUGAUCAGCCAUUAGUAGUCGCUGCCGUCAGAGUUCUGUGCGUGUGGUUAGCCGAGGAGACCACGGCUCUCAAGGACCAGGUCUACCAGCUCUUGCCCUUCCUCAUCAAAGUCGUUGAAAAGUCCUUCAGGGAGGUCUCCAAUUCUAAACACCUGGCCAGUGUUGCAGCAGCAUCCACUGCACCUCAGAGCCUAAGGAGUUUUGCCUCCACAGACCUUCUGCGUCUGCUUCUACCAGCCCUGUGCCACCUCACAGCCGAGGACGAGCCGAGGGCCAGGCUGGUAGAGGAGGGAGGGAUAGAGCUGCUUGGGGAGUGCUUCAGCUAUCACUGGAAGAGGUUUGUGGAUGGUGACGAGGAUGGGGAUUCCGAGAUUGCCUUGACAACGCUUUGCAGUGUCUUCCUGAAUGUGACCCUCCAGGAUGCAGAGGCCGUGCAGAGACACUCGACGGUCUUCAAGGAGCUGCUGUGUCUACUAGCAUCUGCCCUGGCCCACACAGUUGUUAAGACAGAGCAUCUCAUUCUGUCGUUCAACUUUGCUGUUCUCGGAUUAACCCUACUCAGAACAUUGGCAAACCAUACAGAUGUCCAGAAUUUGUCGGCAAUCAAGAAAUUUGUUGGCCGGACGCUGGACCUGUUCAAAGCCUCCUUCCAGGUCACCGGUGACAACGUGCAUGAAGUAUGUGAGGCAUACCAGCCAUACUGGGCCGACGUAAAUGAACUGUGGCUUCUCGGCAUACAAGUGUUAUCCGAGUGUCUGAUUUGCAUACCCUGGCUUCCAUCCACGUGUCUCCAGAGCGGCUAUUUGCAGCACAUCAUCGGGCUGCUCAAGAUUGUUGUCGCUGAAACAGUGGAGGAGGAGACUAUUAUUGUGUACAGCGCCCUCUUGGGGUCAGUUGCAAAGACCGAAGUGGCCCCCCAGCUGAAGCAGAUGGGAGCAGUGGACAUUGCCAGGAAGUUUAAAAUGGAAGAGCUUUCAGUGAGUUUGCAGGUGGACCCCAGGUGAUGGAUUGGACCCAGACUAUGGAUGAACAGAUGCACAGUGCCUAGUUACAUACAAGGGGCCUGUCUGGCCUAGGUCACAAAACCCAUUCGUGAGUACUGUGGUGCUUUUAUCCUUCAGCAAGCUACUUUACUGCAAUUGCCUCUUUCCACCCAAGUGUAUAAAUUAAAAUGGGUGUCUGUGAGGAGAAAGAACGGACUGCACAGAUUGCAGGCUGCUGUGGAAAAUAUAUCUCAUGGCCUGAUGAGCAGGGGUAAUAAUCCUCUGUGCAUAUUAAAACUGCUAUAUUAGAAUAACUUAACACACCCAGUAACAUGAGCACCCAUCAAUUUUGUAAGAUACCCAGAGAAAGGAGGACCGUCAUUGUAUUAGACCAAGAUUUCUCUGGAGUUUGCAUAGUCCACCUACUAUUGUGUAAUUCAACAACCAGAAUUAGAAGCCAUAACUGCGAUGGCGCAAUGCUCGUGGACAGGUGGUGCGCAUGCAUCAAAUGCCUCUUCGACCAGUAGGGUGUCGUGAUUUGCCAAUUUGCCGCAUGUCAAGCUGACGGAUGUGCGCAUUAGUGUCAGUGCCACUGCACUUUUAGCAUCUUGUCGGAUUAGUCUGUAGCAGUUAAACCACGCAAAUUUUGCAAACUCCAAACCCAAGAACUAGUUAUUUUUGUGUACCAGUUCUAUAUGAGACCUCCAUCAGCUUAAAGCACUACCCACUGGGGGCGCUAAUAGUCCACUCCAUGGAAUCGACAUGGAAUUCCCUGUGGCCCUGCUGUUGCUGUGUUGUGAAUGCCCGCACUGGUUCUACACGCAGAGUACCAGCAUCUCUGGUACAUCAGGACAAAAGUGUAACUCGGCAGAUUUCAAACCAUAAAAUGUAAAGUAAUUCAAAAGAGGACACGAUAAUAAUUAAUCCAAUUUAUGGAUAACACAGCACGUGGUCUUCUGUAAAAUUGUUGGUAAUGGUGUCCUUUUUGAUGGUUUUACUCAUGCAUGUACAAGUUGUGUUAUUGUAACAAGUUGGAAAAGAGUGAAUUCCUCACAGAAAUUAACUGUUGGAAAUUGACGAACCACAGAAUAUGCUAAGAGGUCUUACAAUACAAGUUAACAAAAUACUAUGUACAUACAUUUUAUAGGAUGGCAACUAAAAAAUUUUAAAAAUUUAAGACUGAACAGUCUGGCUUUUAGCUUGUGAUUAUGUUAGCUUGGGUCGUCAGUAAUGAUUCUGGCUCUGUGGACAAACCUGCCCUAAAAAUGGCGUUUAAGUGAGAACAGGUUUUUUUUAUCAGACGAUGGUAGCUGCGAGUCCAAUGUGUAUACGCGCUCACCUCACAAGAACACAUAGGCCGAGUUUGGGCGGCUUGUUCUCGUAUGUUCACGAACAGCUCAAUUUGUUGUACUUGGGUCAGCCACUUAAACGCCGGGAAUGUACAACAUUCUUCCAACAUUUUGAGGUUCACCAGACUUUAUUUACAGCUUAAAGCUUUCACCAAUAUACUUAAUAUACUCAAACUCGGACCAGUGAGUGGAGGACCAAAGAAUUAGCCCAUCCACCUCAAGCAAAAGCACCUAUAUCGUUUAAUGUCCUAUCAUAAGAUCAAGCAUUAAUUGAGCCAGACAGUUCUUGGACCAGUUUACUGCUGUGUAAAUUAUUGUAAACAUAAAAUGUAGCUCUGAUUUUACCCGUUCGGUAGAAGAAAUUUGCCAGAUCAGGCCAAAACUUUCCCCCUCUUCCUUUUACCACCUUCCAUCAGCGCAAGUGUGAAUGUUUCAAACUGUACAUGUAUUUCAUUGUGUGAAAUAAACAUUAAACCAAUGGCAAGUCAUCAAUUACA